Molecule: messenger RNA, 3240 nt
Organism: Arachis ipaensis
Lineage: Eukaryota; Viridiplantae; Streptophyta; Magnoliopsida; Fabales; Fabaceae
Gene: VPS34
Product: vacuolar protein sorting 34
Biological process (GO): phosphatidylinositol-mediated signaling; endocytosis; autophagosome assembly
Cellular component (GO): phosphatidylinositol 3-kinase complex, class III, type II; peroxisome; endosome
Molecular function (GO): 1-phosphatidylinositol-3-kinase activity
Source: RefSeq, a predicted model, not a curated record
GUUUCCCACUUAUCUCACCCUUCACUAUCAUUCGCGGCUGCCAUAUCGCCGGCGACAUUGUCGAUGCGCCUCUUUUGCCAUCGCUGCCUCUCACGACCGCUUUUAUCUUUUGAGCCUCCUAGUCUCGUUGCCCCGCUCUCUGCCGCCACUUUGUUCCUCUCUCCAUUUGCUUACUCUAUGUUCUUUUCGAUUUUGGCAACACACAGGAAAAACUGCCUCUAAAACUAUCUUGGAGUAGAAGAAGAAGAAGAACCCUAAUUCCUCAUUAAGAAAAAGCAAAAGAAAGCACCUGAAUCACAAACAAUCCCUUUCAGCUCACAUGACUGGAAACGAGUUCCGCUUCUUCCUUUCGUGCGACAUUAAUCUCCCCGUCACCUUCCGCGUCGACCGCCUUGAAGGCCAUUUGCCCCUUCCCGUCAAAUCCCCCAAUUCAGAAAGUAAUGUCCCUACAGAAGAUAGAACGGGAGAGUUGUAUGUUGAGUGUGCAUUAUACAUUGAUGGUGCACAAUUUGGCCUUCCCACGAGAACAAGAUUGGAGUCCUCAGGACCAUAUUGUUGGAAUGAGCUCAUCACGUUGACAACUAAAUAUCGAGACUUAACUGCUCAAUCACAACUAACUUUCACUGUUUGGGAUGUUUCACAUGGUGACGGAUUGGUUGGAGGAGCCACAAUUCUUCUCUUUAACAGAAAAAAACAGCUCAAAACUGGGAAGCAAAAGCUUAGGCUUUGGCCAGGAAAAGAGGCAGAUGGAGCAUUCCCUACUAGUACACCUGGAAAGGUCCCCAGGCAUGAGCGUGGUGAGUUAGAGCGGUUGGAAAAGCUUGUGAACAAGUACGAGCGAGGUCAGAUUCCACGCGUGGACUGGCUAGAUCGCCUCACGUUUAAAACAAUGGAGAAAAUCAAGGAACGUGAAAGCUUAAAAAAUGGAAGUUCUCAUUUGUACUUGGUUGUAGAUUUUUGUAGUUUUGAGCAUCGGGUUGUUUUUCAGGAAUCUGGUGCAAAUUUUUUGAUGCCAUCCCCUAUAGCUUCAACAAAUGAUAUUGUUAUUGUCUGGGACCCUGAAGUGGGAAAGAUAAAUCCCUCUGAGCACAAACAAUUAAAGUUGGCCAGAAGCUUGACCCGUGGUGUCAUAGACAGAGAUUUAAAGCCAAGCUCAAAUGAGAGAAAGUCCAUUCAGAGGAUACUGAAGUAUCCACCAACAAGGACUUUGAGUGGAGAUGAAAGACAGCUAUUAUGGAAAUUUCGCUUCUCUUUAAUGUCUGAAAAGAGGGCUCUCACAAAGUUCCUUCGUUGUGUUGAAUGGAGCGAUGUUCAGGAAGCAAAACAAGCACUAGAAUUGAUGGGAAAGUGGGAAAUGAUUGAUGUUUCUGAUGCACUUGAACUUCUGUCUCCUGUUUUUGAAAGUGAAGAGGUCCGUGCUUAUGCUGUUAGUGUUCUUGAAAGAGCUGAUGAUGAGGAGCUUGAAUGUUACUUGCUUCAGCUGGUUCAGGCUCUUAGGUUUGAGCGCUCUGACAAAUCUCGCCUUUCUCAUUUCCUUGUCCAACGUGCAUUACGUAAUAUUGAAUUGGCAAGCUUCCUUCGUUGGUAUGUGGCUGUUGAACUUUAUGACCCUGCAUAUGCCAAACGAUUUUACUGCACUUACGAGAUCUUGGAGGAGAAUAUGAUGAAGAUGGCAGCUGGUGUGAAUGGAGAGGAAGAUGGGUUUAAACUUUGGCAGAGUUUGGUGCGUCAGACAGAGUUGACUGCUCAGUUGUGUUCAAUCACAAGAGAUGUGAGGAAUGUCCGUGGCAAUACACAGAAGAAGAUUGAAAAGCUCCGACAAUUGCUAUCUGGUCUUCUUAGUGAGCUUACUUAUUUUGAUGAGCCAAUACGAUCACCUCUGGCGCCUGGUGUCCUCAUCACUGGGAUUGUACCCUCAGAGUCGUCAAUAUUUAAAAGUGCGCUGCAUCCUUUGCGGCUUACUUUUAGAACAGCAAAUGGUGGAACCUGUAAAAUCAUAUUUAAAAAGGGUGAUGACAUUCGACAGGACCAAUUGGUUGUUCAAAUGGUAUCACUAAUGGAUCGAUUGCUUAAGUUGGAAAAUCUUGACCUGCACUUAACACCAUACAUGGUGCUAGCAACUGGGCAAGAUGAAGGCAUGCUGGAAUUCAUUCCAUCCCGUUCGCUAGCACAGAUUCUAUCGGAGCACCGUAGUAUCGUAAGCUACCUGCAGAAGUUUCAUCCUGAUGACCAUGGACCUUUUGGCAUUACAGCCACUUGUCUUGAAACAUUUAUAAAAAGCUGUGCUGGCUACUCUGUUAUCACAUAUAUACUUGGUAUUGGAGACAGGCAUUUGGAUAAUCUCCUCCUUAGAGAUGAUGGACGUCUUUUUCAUGUUGAUUUUGGUUUUAUCCUUGGGCGAGAUCCUAAGCCAUUUCCACCCCCGAUGAAGCUUUGCAAGGAAAUGGUUGAGGCUAUGGGUGGUGCUGAAAGCCAAUAUUAUACAAGGUUCAAGUCCUAUUGUUGUGAAGCAUACAACAUUCUUCGGAAAUCCAGUAACCUAAUUUUAAAUCUGUUUUACUUGAUGGCGGGUUCAAAUAUUCCUGACAUAGCUUCUGAUCCUGAAAAAGGAAUCCUCAAGCUUCAAGAGAAGUUUCGCUUGGACUUGGACGAUGAAGCCAGCAUACACUUUUUUCAGGAUCUCAUCAACGAGAGUGUGAGUGCAUUGUUCCCACAAAUGGUUGAGACCAUUCAUCGCUGGGCACAGUAUUGGCGGUAACCCCAAUAUUUAUUGCGUGUUGUUUCACCUUUGUAAUUAGCCAGCAUGUGGUGUUGUCUAAAGGCUUUUUCUAAAGCAUCUCCAUCAUCCUAUGCAGUUCUCUCUUCUCUAUAAUCAGAGGCAGGUCUUAAUCCUACUAAACUGUGCAGUUAGCUUAUACACGCAGUUCUAAUUUCUAAACUAGGUAUCUUGGAGGCAGUGGUAUUGUCUCCAACUGUAAUUAAAUUAGUUAUCUGUCAUUCUUCUGCCUGCAUUAGUCUCAAGAUGGCAGCUUAACGCAUAAAACUCUAGCAUCUCCAAACAAAUGGUAACUAAUCAUUUUGUUAGCUUUAAAGAAAGUCUAUCUCCAGUUCGAUGUACAUUUCUUGUAAAUAAAUAUAGCUGUGUCGUCCUUGUUGGCGUGUGUAUGUGUAUGCGCCUUGAUAUAUCAUAAACUUAAAUUCUGAAUUUUCAUAUUAUGUAAAUAAUAGAUUAUAUGGGAA